AUGGAAAAAACUGCUGGGGGAUUCGACCUGCCAUAUCGAUCUCCCGGGACCGCCGCGUUGGAGUCAAUAAUUGUUGUCCUGUUCACGAUUUUAUCAAUACUUGAAAACACUUUGAUUAUCGCGGCGUUUUUCCAUCUCAAGUCAUUAAGAACUAUUCCAAAUAUACUCGUGGUCAAUUUAUCGAUCGUGGAUGUCCUUUCUGCCAUAACGACACACCCUCUGCUAGCAUCGGUGCUGAUUCAGGGAGCUUGGUGCUUGGGACAAGAAGCUUGUAAAUACCAAGCGAUUUUAAACUCUUUUCUAUUCACAACCAAAACUCUAAGUGUAACCUUCAUAACUUUAAACCGAUACCUGAUCAUCGUCAGAUACAAAAAGUACACCAACAUGUUUACUAAACGCUCAACUCGCUUGUUUCUGGUGGCGAUUUGGAUCUCAUCGUGUCUCCUCGCCUUAUCUCCGAUAAUGGAACAAGACGAAGCGACAUUUCACGCUAAAGAAUCCCUUUGUGUCAUUUCAAGCAAGAAUUCGGCAAGUUCUGUAGUUAUGGUUGUAUUUGAGAACAUUUUCUUCCUUGCAACGAUCUAUCUUAACUACGCGAUUUUAAGCUUAGUCCGCUUACAUCGAAAACAAGUUUUUUCCUUCUUCGAUAAAAAGACUUCCCCUUCAACUUCAAGAGUGACUCCCGCGAGCGCGGCGCUGACAAGCUGUCGACCAUAUGCGAUUGGCACGCGUGGAACAAUUGCGAACAGAAACGAAGAACCUCACAUCGCAAGGAAGGUUUUUACUGUAACAACUUUAUACACUAUCUGCUGGCUGCCUCAAGGCAUAUUAAAAAUCGCCAGCCUUACAAAUAAUAACAUGUCACGUGAGAUCUGGAUGACGUCCACGUUCUGCAUGCAGCUGAGUUCCGUGUUGAACCCUAUCCUUUACGGAUUGCUCAACAGAAAACUGAGGAAAACUAUAUUUGGGAUGUUCAAGAUAAAGGCUAAAAUGCUGAUUCACGUCGCUGCUACAGAAGUUUCCACCAGACGCCUUCAAAUGAGGUCAUUUAAAGGUGCUUUUACAGUCAGCCGCGUAGGCGCACAGGCUCCCUGA
Messenger RNA from Orbicella faveolata, 1095 nucleotides. RefSeq names its product melatonin receptor type 1B-B-like. The record is from RefSeq and is a predicted model, not a curated record. Gene Ontology annotation, cellular component: membrane. Gene Ontology annotation, molecular function: G protein-coupled receptor activity. Gene Ontology annotation, biological process: G protein-coupled receptor signaling pathway. NCBI's taxonomy places the organism in Eukaryota, Metazoa, Cnidaria, Anthozoa, Scleractinia, Merulinidae.